Messenger RNA from Arctia plantaginis, 1056 nucleotides. Lineage: Eukaryota; Metazoa; Arthropoda; Insecta; Lepidoptera; Erebidae. The record is from the annotation of a GenBank genome assembly.
AUGUCAAUAGACGAUCCGUUGAUACGAGUCGAUCUGACCACGGCCCUGUGGUAUUGUGCCGAGUUGUCCUCGAUAUUAUUCAAAAACGAUCCAAAACAUUUUAGAAAAGAAAAAAUGCGUAUGUACAGUCAUUAUUCAGAAUAUAUGAAGGAGAUCCUUAAAUGGUUCCAAUAUGAUGUAGAUACGAAAUCGGUUGACCUGAGAGCGGAUAUUUUUAGAAAUGUAAAUAGACUAAAGCGUAUAGGACGACGUGAAGAUAAAAUAUGGCAUAUUUUAGGGCAAAUAUUUAAGAAAGAAAACAGGAUUUUAGUAUCCGAGAUGGUGAACCCAGACAACAUCUACAAGCUGAAAUAUUUACAGCUGGACCAUAACAAAGUGAUCGAUGAGAAUCUGUUGUCUGCUGAAGUUGAUAUUAACAAGUUUGCGCAUUUCAUGGAUUACGUUGAGACGACAUUCGUGCCGGUGUGCAAAAUGACUAUGAGACCUCACUUUGUUACAGAAGACAACAAAUCUUACUACGAACAAGUGGUGACAAAAGCAAGAAGAGUUGUAAUACAAGAUGGAAAACUUACAUGGGAACCUGUGGAGCAAUUGGAUUUCACACGAAUUCUAUCCACGAAUAAAUUAUUUAUAUCGAACAUUAAACGAUUCUCAAAAUAUCCCACAAUUGGACAAUUUAAAUGUUACGUGUCGAAAAAGAUGAAAUAUUUCAGGGGGAAACCAGUUGUUUUCGCAACAAAUACGAUGGAGACUAUAGAAAAAACCCAUGCGGCGUAUAAAAAGACCCGCACUAGUGUAAAUAAAUUCAAACAAAUAUCAAACUCUUCAGUGAAUAAGGCAGUCCGUAUAGAGAAAGAGAAUCCGUUUGACUUAACUGAAGAAGAAAUACCGGAUUUUAUUAAAAAGUCGGAGAGUUAUAUCGUGAAGAAAGAGAUGUCAGAGUCAGUGCCUUCUGGUGAGAAGUCUGCUGAGGUGCCUCCGUCUGGUCUUCCGCAACCACAGAAAGCUAAAAAGAAGAAAUCAAAAACGAAAAACUCGCAGAAGCCAAAUAAAUAA